Molecule: messenger RNA, 1044 nt
Organism: Juglans regia (Persian walnut)
Lineage: Eukaryota; Viridiplantae; Streptophyta; Magnoliopsida; Fagales; Juglandaceae
Exons: 6
Coding region: 168-656 (162 amino acids)
Biological process (GO): protein targeting
Cellular component (GO): membrane
Source: RefSeq, a predicted model, not a curated record
UUAAACUAAAGUUAUCCACAAUAUUAAUUACAUAUCCGCACGCGGCUCGUUCCCGUCUUCCCGCCCUCUCUUCCGCACGGCUCCUUCUCCUUCUCUCCUGCACGUCUCUUUCCGGCGGCCACUGCUUCAGAGCUUCUUUCCGGGUUAGCAACCAAGUUUGGACCAGGAUGGUGUUUGUUUCUGGGUUGCAAGCAAGUUCAGGUUUGGUGCAUUGGCAUCCUAAACUGCCAUUCAAGGGUGAAAGAUAUGAUUCUGCCAGAUUUAGUGGCUGCAAUGCCUUCCAACUACCAGCUAGAAUGAUCCAUAGAGCAAGGAUCCAAUAUUCUCGUCCAGAGCAUUUUGGCACCAGAUAUGCAAUGUCUGGAGGAAGAAGUGGAGAAAGAAUUCAACAUCAGUUGAGCUCUGGCGAUGACUUGUCUGAGGAGCCCUUUUGGGUCAGUCUGAUUAAGGAUGCCGUGUGGGGCUUGAAAUCUUUAUUUGUAUUUCUGGCUGAGCAACCUAGUCAGCUGAAGUAUAUAGAAUGGCCUGGUCUUCAAAGCACGCUGAAGACUGCUAUCCUCACCCUUGUUCUUGUAGCAGUGCUCAUUGUGGCAGUAUCGUCAGUUGACUCUGCCCUCAGCUACAUGUCGACUUCGAUUCUCAGAAAAACCCCAUAAUUUUCAAGGCUAUUCCCAGAAGUGUAUAUUUCAGGGUAUGACCCUGUUCCUACUUGAAGAUGCUCAUCUGUUCAUCCGAUUGGAUGGAGAAGAGAAAAAAUAAGCAGAAAAUAUCUGGCAUGCCUAUUCAAAACUGGAAAAGCUUGUCAUCUUUGAAAUUUUGUUAUCAGAGCAGUAAUGCAACUUCUCAAUGAAGAAGUAGACUACAUAAAAAGAAUUCAUAAUGUUGCUCCACACCCAUACGUUUUAUUGCUUUUUGAAAAUUUGUGGGAUAUUCAGCUUAAAAUCAGAAGAGAAGCAAAAUGUAACGAAAUACCACCCGAGCUUAUGAUUGAAAUUUGGAAGAUGAUAUUUAAAUUAGAGAUUCUUAAUGGUGAAUCGAAGCCAA